Rhincodon typus (whale shark) is the source of this 864-nucleotide messenger RNA. RefSeq names its product pleckstrin homology domain-containing family A member 5-like. Gene Ontology annotation, cellular component: cytosol. Gene Ontology annotation, molecular function: phosphatidylinositol-3,5-bisphosphate binding; phosphatidylinositol-3-phosphate binding; phosphatidylinositol-5-phosphate binding. The record is from RefSeq and is a predicted model, not a curated record. The transcript has 6 exons. The coding region runs from base 44 to 850 and encodes 268 amino acids. NCBI's taxonomy places the organism in Eukaryota, Metazoa, Chordata, Chondrichthyes, Orectolobiformes, Rhincodontidae.
GUCUUUUCCAGUUGGUAUAGUUCCUCCUAGAAGCAAAUCGCCAAUGCCUGAAUCUUCUACAAUUGCAUCUUACGUUACUUUAAGAAAGCAUAGGAAAAUGGAUGGCACAGUACCUCAUGUGGAAAGACCCAAGAGUGCAAUUGAGCAGCUUUUCCUAGCAGAAGGUCCGCGACCUCGAAUGAGCGUUGAGGAACAACUUGAAAGGAUAAAACGCCAUCAGCAAGCUUCUCUGAAAGAUAAAAGGAAAGGAUUAAAUUUGAUAACUCUACAAGAUCAAUCACCAGCAAAAAGUCUAUCAAGAGAAAAGAACCAGAUAAAGCCAAUUUAUUCUGGAGACAAGUAUUCAGUUCAUAGAAGCAAAACUGCUGAAAGUAAUAUCAAAGAAUUGGAAGCUGCUGUUCAAAAUGAUAGUUGGAACCAACAUCGAGAAACUGCAGCUGAGGAAAUUGCUCGUUUGAAAGAAGAGCAUAUUGAACCAAAUCAAGAAAAGUUGGAAAGUGGGAAUGAUUCCUCAGGCCAAGUGCUCAUGUCUGAAAGGUGCACUGACGCGGAUUCUAAGAUACAAAGCCCUGAUGAAACUGUGGAUAAAAAGAAGGAUCUUGAUGGAAUAAAAUCCAGAAGCAGUGUGUUAACUGUGGCCCCCGUUGUUAACCACAAAACCGAUAUCAGGGCUGAUGAGGAAAAUGCUCAGGAAGGCGUGAAGAUGAUUAAUAUCUCCAAUGAACUAGCUGCAGAUGCACCAAGAAACAGCAAACUUGUAGCAGAACAAAGUCUGUCUUCUCCACUUCAAUCCCCAACAUCCCCAUCGCACCCACAGCUCACAGAAGGAUCUCACUUUAUGUGUGUCUGAUAUAAAAAAGUAAG